AUGCCUCGAGCAACCAGGCGCACCCAGGUUGCACCUGCUGCCAACCAAUCUAUCACCAGCUUUACUCGCGUAUCAAAAAUCCAUACUCCCACCGGUGGUACCAAGAAAGUCAUCGUUGAAAUCCAACCAACAGGAACCACCAGGAAACGAAAGGCGGCUGCAGACGAACAAGAUGAUCAUCCCAGGACAAAACCUCGAACCUCCUCAUUCGCUCCCAGUAGCGAAGAUAAAAUUUCUGCGCCAGUCAAACGCCCACUUCGAGGCAAGGAGUCAGUCAUCAGCUCAGUUACAAGAACGACGCCAGUAUCAAAAGGCAAACGAACAGCCAAGACAACCCCCUCAAGGACCAAAACUGCACACAAACCUAUUGGCUCUACACCCCUGUCCGAAAGCAAGAGACAAGGGAAAACAGUACAGACCAAACUUGACGGUAUUUUUAAGAAGCUGAACAAACCCACGGCGGAUAAGGAUGCUUUGCCUACACAUCUCGCUGAGCUCAUCGACAUACACAAAGCAUUUGUCAAGACUAUCAUGAUCCAACUUGCCCAUAACGGAAAGAACUCUCCUAUCGACAUUCGCGCGCUCGCUCCCCACAUCUCACAGUCCUGGGGGAAACGCCAGGUCACUAUCGAGGACAUUCGUCGCUGUAUCGCCAUUCAAAGUUCAGCCAAGUACAAUGCUCAUUCGCCAUUCAUGAUUACAGACUAUGGGCGGGGAAAGAUCUGCGUCGAACGCUCUUCUGCCGAUAUGGCACCUAUCAACGAAGAACGGUUAUUGAGGCAGUUUGGCAUCAACCUACGAGCAUUGGGCACCGAACGCUUUGCUGACGAUAUGGAUAUCGAUCUGCCAUUGAAUACUCUUUCAUUGGACGAGCUCCCCCAGGUUGACAUAAAGAAUAUGGGCAACGGGAUAAAUGUAAACCCUCUUCUCGAUAGAGGGCAACGUGCUCUUUCGGAGCUCAAGAACAGUGUCGCGACGAAGCAGCAUGAGAAGGCAGCCAAACAAACCGCCAUUUCCCACAACCCUCUUCUUAAUCCAGACGGAACCAAGAUGAGCCUUUUGGACAGGCUCCGGCUAAAGCAGCUGACCAAAGCCAAUGAGCCACUCCCUCCGUCAGGACCCGAGCUCCAGCGCCGUGCAGCCCUCAACCGUGUUUGCGACGUCGCGGCCACUAUUUCCAUGUUGACACUGUCUAACCCAAUGUCACUACCACGACAAGCCUUUACAAUGGCAGUGAUUCUCGAGAAACUCAAGGAUUCUCUCCGAAUGCCAGUAUCCAAGGAGGAGGGCGCAGCUUGUGUGCGGCUGAUUGCAAGUGAAGUCGCGCCGGAGUGGCUGCGUGUUGUCACUAUCGGAGGCAGAGAAAAUGUAGUUGUUCAGCGCAACAACCAACCUGUUGACCGAGUACUACAAGAUCGUGUACAUAAGCUACUUGGAUGA
Fusarium venenatum is the source of this 1440-nucleotide messenger RNA. RefSeq lists its product as uncharacterized. NCBI's taxonomy places the organism in Eukaryota, Fungi, Ascomycota, Sordariomycetes, Hypocreales, Nectriaceae. The record is from RefSeq and is a predicted model, not a curated record.